This is a messenger RNA of Aureobasidium melanogenum CBS 110374, 1476 nucleotides long. Its product is annotated as RGS-domain-containing protein. NCBI's taxonomy places the organism in Eukaryota, Fungi, Ascomycota, Dothideomycetes, Dothideales, Saccotheciaceae. The transcript has 4 exons. The record is from RefSeq and is a predicted model, not a curated record. Gene Ontology annotation, biological process: intracellular signal transduction. Bases 1 to 1476 code for a protein of 491 amino acids.
AUGCACCAAACUUCGUCUCGUCUGUUGCGUCAGACCGACGAUGACCGUCCUUUCACAAGAGAUCUGAAGGAUCUCUUCUCGACAUUGAUGGUCAGUCUGCCACUGACUCCCCACCGCGUCCGUUUCACAAAGGUUGAGCACACCUUCACCACCGAUGAAGCUCUGACCAACCUUGGUUCGCUCAAAUUCUCCCAAUCCAACCGCAUGCCCGACCCGAAAGACCCCUCCAGAAUUGUCACCACGACAACUACGACAACUUUCUCCAUGGCCAAGGAGAUGGCUCGCACAGUUUGCAACAGAUUCUCUGAAGCAAGGUUUGUCGAGUCGUUGGAUGGCAAGACAGACUUUAGUUCAAGGAGUUCCGUUUGGCAAUUGACCCCAAAGGGUAUGCGCGUUCUCACUCGCUUCUGCCAACGCAACGGCAUCCACCAACGCCAUGUCAACGAGCUGCUGGACUCGCCCCGUAACACCAUGCAACUCGUUAUCCUCGAACGUGUCCCUGAAAAUGAUAACAUCAACAUUGACCGCGGCACUAUUGAGGUUGUUUUCAGAAGAUUUUGUGGAGAGGAAGGCCCCAACCUCAAGAGCACUGCCACAGCCGACUCGGAAUCGAUUCAUGACUAUGCAACUGGUCUAGUUGGGGUGCACAUGAUGAGAUCCCGCAAGCAGUUCGAGAAGGACACUCCCUAUAUGUUCACUGGCAAGUCGGCUCUUGAUUGGUUGAUGGAUUGCUGCAUGGUCGUAAACAGAAAGGAGGCUUGCGAUAUCGCCCAGCAGUUCAUGGUACAUCAACUCAUUGUCAAUCUGACUGAAGAGCGCAACACGCCUGCUGCCUCCCGCUUCCAACCCCUCAAAACAUCGCAUUACGGUGUUACCGAGAAGGGAAUGAGGAUCGCAGGCUGGGUCAGAAGUACCAAUGGUUCCAUCAACGGCGAAGCUGUCGUCGUCAAGCUCCCCGCUGGUGUCGCUCGCGACUCCAACACCACCAGAAUGUCACAAAUCAUUCACGAUCCUGCACAACGUCUGGUCUUCCGCGAGUUCUUGCAAGAAACUCAUUGUGAGGAAAAUCUUACCUUCUAUCUUGAAGUCAGAAGCUUCUUGCUAGACUACAACUCUGCCAAGCGUUCAGUUCCUGCUCCUCGUCUGGAUUUGAUUCGCGAAACACUGGCUUCGGCAUACAGCCUGUACAAUGCUUUCCUUGCUCCUGGUUCGCCGUGUGAGCUCAACAUUGACCACAAUCUGCGUAAUGCUCUUGCUAGCCGCAUGACCCGCGCUGUAGGAGAGGACACCGAGAUGAUUGCUAGCUUGGACGAGGUCGCCACUCUCUUCGAUCAGGCUCAGACCAGUGUCUUCAAGCUCAUGGCCAGCGACUCCGUCCCCAAGUUCAGCAGAGACCCCAAGUACAUUCGAAUGCUCGAGAAUCGUACCAACUAUGAUCAGAUGAAUGCAGCUUUCUCGGCCGCAUCAGUCUCAUAA